UUGUAAUUGAUAUGUCGAUUCGUAGUCAUGUUUCCAUUAUUUUUUCGAAAUAUGUUUUCUCAUUAUUAAUUCCAAUUUCCAAGAAUAUAAUAAAUAUCAGUUAAUAUCACCAGAACAGGAUAAAAGCCAGAAUGCCGAAAAAAUUCGCGGGAGAAAACAGCAAAGCUGUCGCUGCACGGCAACGCAAAGAGAAUGCGAAACAGGAGAAAGAUCAGAAACUCAAGAAAAUGAUAGAGGAUGCAGAAUGGGAGGACAACGAUGACAAAUUAAAGAAAAAGCAGCAAAAAAAGGAAGAUCAAGAAAGAAAACGUGUAGAACAGCUACAAAAGAAGGCAGAGGCAAAGGCUCUAUUAGAAAAGGAAAUGGAAUCAUUGAAAGGCACUGUGAAAAAUGCACCACCACCACCAAAAAUUACUCGGGCACAGAUAUCACAAUUAAAGGAAAAGACUAUAAAAGCUGAACCACCAAAACCAGUGCCAUCACGGGUUGUCAUUGAAGAAGUUCCUUUGGAAGAAAAUCUUAAUAGAAUACAACUUGAUGGUGAAUUGGCACAGUCUGUGGAUGAAGCUAUAUCUAUACUCAGUGAUAAAUCAGACAUGGAUAGACAUCCUGAGAAACGACAGAAGGCUGCAUAUACAGCUUUUGAAGAAAUAAAUUUACCAAGAAUUAAAGCGGAGAAUCCUACUCUUAGGCUGUCUCAACUGAAACAGAUGCUUAGGAAAGAAUGGCUCAAAUCACCACAGAAUCCUGUUAAUCAGAUGUGAUCUUAGUUGUUUAAAAAUUUGUAACUUAUUUACUAACAUGAUUUAAUUAUAUGUUUAUGUUGAACUCAUCAA
Molecule: messenger RNA, 836 nt
Organism: Achroia grisella
Lineage: Eukaryota; Metazoa; Arthropoda; Insecta; Lepidoptera; Pyralidae
Product: coiled-coil domain-containing protein 124
Exons: 5
Coding region: 132-764 (210 amino acids)
Biological process (GO): transcription by RNA polymerase II
Cellular component (GO): nucleus
Molecular function (GO): transcription coactivator activity
Source: RefSeq, a predicted model, not a curated record